AUGGGAACUUCACAACUACAGUCGGGUGUUGCAACAAAACAGCAACCGCAUCUCGGUCUCGGUCUCGGAUUUGUCCCAGUUUCUAUCGCCAGCUGUACAUCCUGCCCAACUACCUUACCGCAAUACAUUACCCUGACACAAACCCUCACCUCCCUCUCCUCCUGCACCAUCCCACCCCGCGAAACAGUCUCCACAUCCUGCAGUCCUCUCCCACCAUUGGAAUGCGACCGCGAGCGAGAUUACCUAAUCCUCUUUAUCAUAUUCCUGAUUCUCUUCGUAAUAUUCUUGAUCUUGUUUAUUGCCGCUUGUUUGUGGUAUUGGAGGUUGAGGAAGAGGUGUAGAUGUCUGAGUUGUGGGAUGAUGGCGUAUGAGUGUGCGUGUCCUGGAGGACCGACUCUUGGUGGUGCGGCGCCGCCUGUGGAGGGUGGAGGAGAGUAUAGUGGUGGUGGAGGAGGAGGAACGGAAGGCGAGGCGCCUGGGGAAGGGGGUUCUGGUGGUGGAGGCGGAGGUGGUUAUGGAGGAGCUGGAGGAGGUGAGACGGGUGUGCCGUCUGGAUCUGGUGGUGGUUAUGGAGGAGCGAUACAAGAGACGCCUGCGACUGGGUAUGGUAGAGCGAGCUGA
Messenger RNA from Cadophora gregata, 621 nucleotides. RefSeq lists its product as uncharacterized. The record is from RefSeq and is a predicted model, not a curated record. Lineage: Eukaryota; Fungi; Ascomycota; Leotiomycetes; Helotiales; Ploettnerulaceae. The coding region runs from base 1 to 621 and encodes 206 amino acids. The transcript is spliced from 2 exons.